AUGGAAAAUCGAAGAAACAACGGCGGAGAUGCUCUGUCUAACUGGAUCAACGUCGGUGAUGUGAAAAUCAAAUUUGUGAAAAAUUACACCGACUUGCCCACGAUCAGACUGAAACAUGCCAUUCAUUUUGCCGCUUGCACAUUUUCGGGGCCUCUUGCCUUGGCGUUCUCCAAUACUGAAACGUCCUGGUUCAUCGAUAUUGUCAUGAGUGGCGGUGUGUACCUAAAACAUAAACUUGAAGUACCAGAUGUAUUUACGAUGGAGUGGACGAAAGAUCGUCGUGGGAACGCAACGUUGUUUUCUGCCUUAGGAGAUCGCGUUUCUGAGUUCCAUUUUGGAAAUGGAGUAAGGGAAGUGCGUGAAGUGCGGGUGUUCCCUACAGCACGUGAUUCUGGAGUGGCAAUAUUGGACGACCAAGCGAGAAUAUUCGUGGUAAACUCUGUUAACGAGCCAAUCGUUUGGAGUAUGCAAAAUUGCGCAUUCGAGCCUUUGGUGGCGGCCAGCUUACGAAAGAGACAACUACACGGUGAAUCCAUGUUGCAGCUGGUAGGAACUACCCCAGUGCUUGGACUGUAUUGCAGCCGCGAUCUCAGCUUACCCAAGAGAUCAACGAUGUUUAAGGUUGUGUCAUCAGAUUUAUCACGGCAAAUAUCCCGAGUGAACGUGCCCGGUGAUGAGUCCAUUUUCCGCUUUGGUUGGGUUGGACAAGAUGCGCUGUUCCUUCAGCGGACUCCGCUUUUUGUGCAAUUCUUCAGCGUUCAUGACGAGAACGCUCACUACGACUUGCAAAUGAAGUUUACGGAGAUUAGUGUCGAGUCCGAUGGUAUAAAGCUUUAUACGGAGACAGGAAUGGAGUUUGUUAGUCCAGUAUCACGUGAUGAGCGUGCGGUGUUGGGAGUGGCUUCGGCUUCCGACGGUGCGCUACUAUACGAAGCAGCGCAGUGGCUGAAUACCAAUAAAAGCCAUCAGUCGUAUGAAUAUGCCAUGCAGGCUGCCCAUUUCGGUAUGGCAUUCUCUAAUGGUUAUGACUCCAACCGAUUUGCUCGCAUUCUCCGGGAACUUCGAGUACUCAAUGAAGUUCAUCGGAGGCGGAUAGGCAUGCCUAUCACGUAUUCUCAAUUUCAAGAGUUAGGAGAGUCUUGUCUCAUCAAUCGCCUGAUCGAUAUCGGUGCCUACGGAUUGGCGGCAGAAAUAUGCUCAUGGCUUAAGAGAGACCAGCAGGAAGGAAUUGACCGUGUUUUGCUAGAAUGGGUACGACGAACAAUUAAUAAAGCGGCAUCGACUGUAAAUACAUCCGAGUUGAACAUGCAAGCGCUAGAUGAGAAAAUUGCCAAUAAACUUAUGAGUUACCCUCAUGUUUCCCUAGCGGAUGCUGCAAAACGCGCCAUCGAUGCGAAACUGCCCAAGCUGGCGCGGCUACUCAUCAAAAGAGAGAAGGAUGAUUCAAAACAGGUACAAGUGCUUCUGCAGCUGGGCGACAUUCAAGAGGCUUUAACUCGAGCUGCGGCCGCUCAGCGCCCACAGCUGAUGCAUCAGGUCGUGCGACAUCUGAUGAAAGGACAGAAGCGUGCCGAAUACGAACUGGCAAUCCGUAAAAUUCCUCUUGCACAAUGCUUGUAUCAAGACCUAAUACGUGAAGAAAGUGAUCGUGGAUCUGGAAAAAUGAUCCUCGCACUACUGGAGCAGGCUAGCGACUUUGAACGACAGACGAUGUUUCAUCUUGACGCAAUGGAAAACGAGCUUAACCCAGCUGAGAGGUUGAAUUGCCUGAGAAGGGCAAAGGAAUCGGCCCGUAACAUGGGUGAUAAAGGAGUGGAGGAACUGUUAAGUGAUAUGGCAGCAUUCGCUCCUGGUCAGUCAGAACGUGGGCAAGAUCAAAUGACCAUUCGUGAUACAGUCAUUGAAUUCGCAGCUGAUCCUCAGAAAGUCGCUCAAUUCAAGCAUCAAGCUAAACUGACUGAUAAGCAAGUUUGGCUUUGGACUAUCGAGGGUUUGGCAAAAAUGGGUAAAAUGGAACAACUCUUCGACAUGGCGCAGAAAAAGUCACCGGUCGGAUAUGUGCCCUUCAUUAAAGCGUGUAUGAAGUAUAACCGACGAGAGGAGAGUAAAAAAUAUUUCGCCAAAGUUCACGGGUAUCAGGAACUUGUGGCAGCUAAUAUGGCUAUGGGCAAUUUCGUUGCUGCCGCAAAAAUGGCAUUUGAUCGUCGCGAUCGGGAUACGUUACAGCUGGUAUUCAUGAAAUCACACUCAGAUAAGGAGGCUUACGCAAAAGUGGGCCAGCUGGUUAAGUCUUUCUAA
This is a messenger RNA of Haemonchus placei, 2298 nucleotides long. The record is from the annotation of a GenBank genome assembly. Lineage: Eukaryota; Metazoa; Nematoda; Chromadorea; Rhabditida; Trichostrongylidae.